AUGUCAACUUUACUCGUCAGAUUUCUGACAGGCAGAUACAUUGUUGACUAUGACCCUACAAUAGAGGACACGUAUAGAAAAAUAUAUGUGUGUAAUGAUGAGCCAGAAUCAAUAGACAUCUUAGACACUGCAACCACUGGGAACGUGAAGUCGGAGUUGCGAAAAGAUUUCCUAAAGUAUGGCGACGCUUUUAUCAUUGUGUAUUCCGUCACCGAUCGUAGUUCCUUCGACAUGGUUCCUGUUUUCCGGCAGGAAAUCCUCGACGCACGUGAAAUGAAGGACAAACCACACGUUAAGUUGGUGGGAAAUAAAAGCGACCAAGAAAACGAGAGGCAAGUCACGACCUUCGAGGGGAAGAAGAUGGCCACAAAAUAUGACUGGACAUUUUGCGAGGCAUCUGCUGCAUCGAAUGUUGGAAUUCAGGACGUUUUCUUUGGACUUAAUGAAGUCAACAAAGAUUCCAUAGCGAAGGUACUGGGCUCCAGUUCGGAUUCAGACAGCGCAUGCUCCGGGGACGAAAUGCGAGUUAAAACGAAGAAAAAAAGCUCUCAUCGUAGAAGAUCAGCGUUCGGAGAUUUUAAAAUUUUCCGAAGGCAUUCGCAACAAAAUAACGUCUGAGAGUUUUCUGAGAGAUACCGGAUACAUUUAUUAAUGACUGUCAGGUGCGCGUUUUGACAACACCAUCUUCUUGGCAUCAUGCAAAAAGCUGUAUCAUGGAACAUAUAUGUCUGCACCAACGUAUUGGGUCUCUGAAAAGAGGUCUAUAAUUUCACUUGUAUAAAUUUCGAGGUGACUAUUGAUUUUUUCUGCUAUAGCUAGCUUU
Molecule: messenger RNA, 823 nt
Organism: Dendronephthya gigantea
Lineage: Eukaryota; Metazoa; Cnidaria; Anthozoa; Malacalcyonacea; Nephtheidae
Product: ras-like protein RAS2
Exons: 4
Coding region: 1-618 (205 amino acids)
Biological process (GO): signal transduction
Cellular component (GO): plasma membrane
Molecular function (GO): GTPase activity; GTP binding; GDP binding
Source: RefSeq, a predicted model, not a curated record